Dendronephthya gigantea is the source of this 2291-nucleotide messenger RNA. RefSeq lists its product as uncharacterized. The coding region runs from base 56 to 934 and encodes 292 amino acids. The record is from RefSeq and is a predicted model, not a curated record. NCBI's taxonomy places the organism in Eukaryota, Metazoa, Cnidaria, Anthozoa, Malacalcyonacea, Nephtheidae. The transcript is spliced from 2 exons.
GCUAGCUUGGUGGUAUACCGUUCACAGUGAUCUUUCAGUGAGGAAUUUUUUCCUAAUGGAUACGUUACAAACAAUUUCGGUGGACACGAAACGAACAAUUUCGGUAUUUUCUAUGCUGAAGGACAUUCCGUUAGGACAUUCAUUGCAAGGGAAUUUAACGGUCGAUGUUAAACCACUCAGUGGAGAUCGCAAUAUAUGCAAGCCCGGAGCUGGAAUUCAAACAAGCAUUGGUGGUAUCGAUGUCUCGGUUCAAGUGGAAAAUUUGGACUCAGAACUCAGCAAAAUGGUUACUAUUGGACGAAAGCUCGGUCCAAAUUUUCGUAUCGAAUUACAAAAUUUUUUCCAUUUAACAUUCGUUUCAACGGUAACUCAAACAAUACCGUGGAAUGCUGAAAUUUCUAAAGGAAUAAUGCUGAGUCAACCGGAAACUCUAAUAGAAGAUCCAGAUUUUCAACAAGCCGGUCAUAUCGUAGGUCUGUGUAUUCCCUAUGGCUUUGCCAUGAAGCUCACUAGCUCUUUGGAAGUGACGUCUGAAGACAAAGAUUGCAACAAUGAAAGCCCCAGGAGGGCUGCUAAAAUGACAAAAACACUGGAGUGGUCGUUAAGACCUAGGUUUUCUAAGCUAAGCACUAUUAAGCAACCAAUACGAGAACUAGUCUACAAUAUUCAACGGAUUCCAGCUUACUGUCCAUCAUAUGUACCACCAUCGAAUAUUAUUUGUCGGACAGGCCAAAAAGUCAAACAACUCUUGUCAGAAGUCAAACAUUUCUUGCCAGGCUCUCAAGUCGUUGGCGUCUUAUUAACUACGGCUUUGCCUAUAGCUGUGGAAUUAUAUGCGUUGCCAUUGUUUGUACCGGUUAUGACUCCGUACUUAUGCGCCAUACAUGCCUCGGGAUGUCUAACAUUUUUGGGGAGGGUUUUCACCGCGAGGUGAUUAUUAAAUAUGCUCACUUAUCUUUUUUAUCAACAAUCAACGAAGACAAACAUUGAAUGACUUGACAUGUUCACUUAUCUUCUUUAUCAACAAAGACAAACAUUGAAUGGCCUUUUCUAAGACUAAGCCGCUUGUUCGUGCCCUUUAAGAUUUCAAACAAUAAACUUGAAGUCGAAGGGGACCUUUAAUCGUAGAUUCUCAAAUUAACGAUGUUCUCUACAUUCGGAGUAGUCUUAAAUCUCACCGAAUAAUAGGUUUUUUUCUAAAAACAGGGUUUUUUCAGAUGUGUAAGGAUAAAUUUCUAGUACUAAAAUAUUACAAUAUUUUCAAAUCAUUGGCAAACAGAAAGUAAGGUCGAAUUAUAGCAGGAGUUUCCAGUUUUUCGUUCAUACCUUCCAACAAGUUCGCGUAAAAUUUGUAACGGAAGAAAAUGGGAAUCCUCGGUAAUAAUUCGUGAAUUCAAUCAUUAUUCUGAUCCAGGUUUAGGAUUUAAGCUAAGAUUAUAUUCUGGAUAUGCAAUUAAUUUAUAUUUUCGGUCGACUUGGGUAAAUGGUGUAUAUGAAAUACUACAAAAUAUUAAUCGUCAGGGGGGGGGGAUGUAGUUAAAUUUUGUGUGUAUGUGAUACCGGUGUUAAGCCCUGGUUCAAACUAGCUCCUAAGAAUCGGGGAUCCAUUGUAUUACUUUCCGAUAGACAAAGCAUUUUGCGCACCAGCGUCCUCGGACAAAGGGAAUCCCAGAUUCUUAGGACAAGUGUGAACCAGGCUUUCUCUCGAAGAUUGUUUGUUUGUUUUCUCUUUUUUGGGUGUAUCGGCGCUAUUAACGGACUGUAUACAUGGUUCCGCUUAGGCGAGAUUCAACGAAGCGUAAUAAAAUGACGUUAAUGUAUUGAAAUGAGUGUAUAACAGUCAUAAUCCUGGCACUGGUGUAGUCAUCCUGACAAUAACAUGCGUUAUUUUUGUUUCAAAAAGACUUAUUUCAAUACCUGAAAAUCAUCUCACGCUUCGUUGAAUUCAUGGAAACAGCUCCCAAGUGUCGCAUGUUGCCUUGAUAUUAAAACGUAGCAAAAACAUUUAAUUAUAUAGUUUGACUAGUAUAUAUAUUGUGACGUUGUAACAGUCGUACUAUAUAUAGUUUUAAAUAUUGUACAAUUAUAGAUCGAAUAAAAAUAUCCUCAUACGAUUCGGCAUAGCCACGUUCACCAUGAGGGCCCUCGCCGAAGGAGUGCUUCAAAAACAAAACCUUUUUAAAUCAAAAUUAAAAAAGAUGCCUCCUCGGGUCCUGGCAUCACUGUCCCGCGAGCUGAGUCGCGUGUAAAUUACGUAAUCACUUUAAAUAUUGAUCUAAAUUAAAGACUAA